This is a messenger RNA of Staurois parvus, 303 nucleotides long. The record is from the annotation of a GenBank genome assembly. Lineage: Eukaryota; Metazoa; Chordata; Amphibia; Anura; Ranidae.
CUGUUAUUAGGUUGCCACCUGUGCAAUAAGUCCAUCCAUGAAAUUUCCUUGCUACUAAAUAUUCCACGGUCAACUGUUAGUGGUAUUAUAACAAAGUGGAGAAAACUGGGAACAACAGCAACUCAGCCACAAAGUAGUAGGCCACGAAAAAUGACAGAGGGGUCAACACAUGAUGAAUCGCACAGUGCGCAGAAGUUGCCAACUGUCUGUAGAAGCAAUAGCUAAAACCUCCAAACUCUGUGUGGCCUUCAGAUCAGUACAACAGUGCAUAUAGAGCUUCAUGGAAUGGGUUUCCAUGGCAGA